Medioppia subpectinata is the source of this 627-nucleotide messenger RNA. Lineage: Eukaryota; Metazoa; Arthropoda; Arachnida; Sarcoptiformes; Oppiidae. The record is from the annotation of a GenBank genome assembly.
GAAGUGAACGGUUGGACCGUUUGGUACGAGAGGUUCGGUUCGGGACCCAAACCGGUACUUCUUUUAUCGGGUGCUAUCGGCACUGGAAGAACUGAUUUUAUGCCACAACUGGAAGGCGAAUAUGCGCUGGACUUUGAAAAGUUUACAAUAAUAGCGGUGGAGGCGCCCGGUUGGGGACGAUCGCGACCACCCGUACGCAAGUAUGGCAUCAAUACGUAUAAUAACGACGCCCAGUGUUUUCACGCAGUUAUGGGGUGUCUGGGAUAUGAGAGAUAUUCAAUAAUCGGGUGGUCAGACGGGGCGAAAGUGGCGCUCCUGAUGGCUGUGCAGUACUCGCAGUGCGUGGAGUCAAUGGUGUUGACCGCUAUCUCCACGUAUGUCAGCGAUAGUUGUCUCAAGUUUUUCAAAAGCGCUCAAAAUAUCGAGUGUUGGGGCGAAGAGAAAGUGAACGCAUAUCUCAAGUGUUACGAAACGAAGACUGAAAUACAAAACCUGUGGAACCGUUUCGUGAGAUUCGCUGAGUUUUAUAAUCAAUAUUUUCCCGAAGAUAUGUAUAAAAAUCGAUACCAUUUGAUUCAAUUCCCGGUCCUUGUAUUGCACGGCCAAAGGGUUAGUCACUUUACUUAG